AUAACUUCAUUGCGAGAAAGACUCUCUUAGGUAUCGCUAUGCCAUCAGAACCCGGACUAUACGGCUUUCCCAUCAAAGCUCGAGAUUCCUCAUGCCUAGCCUGGUACCGCGCAGGAAUUUCACAAUGAUUGCCAUUAAUCGACCUUUUACUGCCUUCUGUAUCCCCUGGGAAGAAAAAGAGGAAAAGACACAGGUCUCUUGUUGGUUUUUCCCCAUUGCAAGAACCAAACACCUGCGGACGAGGUCUCAGAACAGAACUUCUCAACAGCAAAAAUUGUGAACGCAAGACGAAAAGACGCUUCUCCCUUGAAGAACAUCAUCAACCAUGGCAAAGGCAUCCGGACUUCGACGACUGAUGAUGUGUAGCACAGAUUUCGAAUACUCAUCUAGAAAGACGACACAUAGAUCCAACUCUAUUGCCCGUUCUUCGCUCUCUACAACUCACACCCAAACGAGCAGACAAGCAACAGGCAUUGGAGAUCUCGAUGAGUCCGAAACUCAACCAAGCGCGCUCAACGAGCUCGCCAUCGUCGUUGCCUCCUCGCAGGACAAUCAAUUUUUCUACUAUGGCGGGCUGGAUCUCGGGAGCCACUUUGCAGACGAUACGCCUGAGACCGAAACAGAAACCGGCUCGCACCGUGCCGUGGAGGUAAAGGGAGUUUGUCGCGAUAGGAAAAUUCAUCUGAUAGCCGGCUGGAUGCGCGAUGUUGAGACGGGUGGUGGUGACGGCGUCCAUCCGGGCGAGAGACGCUGGUGUAACCGGCCUGGUGCGUCGUGUGCAAUUGCCAGGCGCGCGGCUGAGGCACUUCUUGAUGUCAUUGAGGGCGAUGUCGUCGAUCGUGAGGAACGGGAAGGCGACGAUCAGACCGUGGAGGCUGUUACCUUUUGCACGGGCAACGACCAGGACUGCUGGACGCGCUCGGCUGAUCCCGCAAGGAAGGCUUUUCGCGAUCUGAAGGCCAUGAAGGCUGCUGCGACCGUUCUGCCGGAGGCCGUUGCCUAG
Colletotrichum acutatum is the source of this 1003-nucleotide messenger RNA. RefSeq lists its product as uncharacterized. Lineage: Eukaryota; Fungi; Ascomycota; Sordariomycetes; Glomerellales; Glomerellaceae. The record is from RefSeq and is a predicted model, not a curated record. The transcript is spliced from 2 exons. Bases 326 to 1003 code for a protein of 225 amino acids.